UGAGAAUCAAUAUAGAAAAGCGAAGCCGACGGAAUCAGGAAAGGACCCAUCGUGAGAUACCGCAGUGCCUAAACAAAACAUAGGUGACUUGUUCUCGGACUAAGAUUGAUAACUCUCAAGAUUGAAAGUUCUUAAAAGAAAAUGGCCAACUUAAGGCGGUUGUUGAUGUUAGCAGUAUCAGUGGCUUUGUUCUCUUGUGUAUCGUCCGCAUUUCUUAAGAGUUUAAAACACAAAAGCCUUUUGAACAGAAAACAUAAUUCAGCAGUGUCCAAAAGGCACGAAUCUGAUGAUUCAGGGCCUAAGCUGUUUUUUAAGGGCCGUCCAUUGAGACCCACCACGCGGGUGACAAGGCGUCAUGGUACUGUUCUGGAAUGCGAAGCUGGAGGUAGUCCCGGUCCCACCAUCCACUGGCUCAAGGAUGGGGAAAGGAUAGAUCAGGGGAUGUUCCAAAAUUACCGAGACGAAGAAGCCUCAUUUGAAGAUACGAUAGGGAAGGAUGGUCUCCCUUUGUUACGCCUGUCCACAACAAGGUCAAAGUUAUACAUUGAAUGUAUUAGCCCUGAAACUGAGGGAAAAUACACAUGCGUUGCUGAAACACCAUACGACAGAAUAAGCCAGUCCACAACAAUUAAAGUCAUUUCUCGAGAUAUUGGAUCAUUUAAUGAAUGCGUGUUAAAGAAAUCUAUAAAGGGUGAAAAAGCCCGGGUAUACCUGUGGACUGCCACACGUGUAGAGUUCCAGGACAACAGCGUCCAGUUAUUCUGCAGAGCAUCAGGAUCUCCAACACCAAGACUUACGUGGUAUGAUGCCGAAGGAGAGCCCAUCGAGCCUGGACACAAAUACGAGAUUGCUGAAAAUGGAGAUCUUAUCAUAAAGAACAUCAACUGGUUCGAUAUGGGCGUGUACACAUGCAUGGCAUCAAACAAACAUGGCGAGGAUGCGAUAGAUACUUUCUUAUAUCCCACGUUCCGGGACGAUGAGGAAGAGAUGCUACCACCAGUGUAGGCUACCUUUGAGGUGUCCCAGGUCUCUACCCAGCAACUUCAAGGUGUGCGAUCGCUCACAGAGGAAGGAGGUGCUCUGCGCAUGCGCAGCAAGGAAGGAGGAGUUUUUAGUUUCCGGUUCUUUAUGAGGUCCAUUUUGUUGACAACGCUCGCGGCGCCAAGUCGCAGUGCGGUACUGUAUUCCAUCACCGGUCUCAAUGCAAUCUUCAGAUCCAUGCUAUCUGUAGUGACGCCAUGUCCCAUUCAUUGUUACCUGCCUAACAACCAGAAAUGACUUUGUGUGGAGGUUUCAUGCUAAUUUAUUUAUUUAUUUGAUACUUGUGUUCACUGUUUUGGUUAACUGUCUCCUAUGUUGAAUAUUUUCACAACAAAAAAGUCUAUUUAUUUUUUGAUGGAUGAGGACGAGGAGAAAGAGAAUAAAUUUUAUGCAAAUUAUGUAUAUACCUACUCUCUGUUGUUUUGUUUUGCCAAGUAGUUGGGGAGCAACCAUUUUAUUUUCAGAGAUGCGAAUGGGGAGAAGGGAAUGCAGGACCUUUGCUAAAAGAAUUAUUGUGAACACAAUAAUAUGCCAGCAAUUAUUAAAAAAAUGCCCUUUUCGUACAAAUGAAAUGUCCCAAGACGAGAGUUCGUUAUUUGUAUGCAUUUAUCCAAAAUCAUACUUACGCUCCUGUUUGUGUUGGAAAAACAUCUUGUUCAUCCUCUUAAAGUAACAUUCUACACCCUCCUCUUGAAAAUUAAAUGGUUGCUCUCGUGAAACUAAUUAUGGUUCAGAUUACGGAUUAAGUUUCCUUGAGCCACUGUUGAAUAUAUAUUGUUGUAAGUUGUCUAUGUUGAGGAGAGUUCCAUGAUUAAAGUGAACAGAGGCAUGGAAUGUUGCAACAAGUUACAGGUUACAGAACUGUUUAAAGUGUUACAGAUAUCUGACAGAUUCUAAGACAAAUAAAUGAACUUAUCUUUGUA
This is a messenger RNA of Haliotis rubra (blacklip abalone), 1964 nucleotides long. Its product is annotated as zwei Ig domain protein zig-2-like. The record is from RefSeq and is a predicted model, not a curated record. NCBI's taxonomy places the organism in Eukaryota, Metazoa, Mollusca, Gastropoda, Lepetellida, Haliotidae. The transcript has 9 exons. The coding region runs from base 142 to 1005 and encodes 287 amino acids.